Morchella importuna is the source of this 1113-nucleotide messenger RNA. RefSeq lists its product as uncharacterized. The coding region runs from base 1 to 1113 and encodes 370 amino acids. Gene Ontology annotation, cellular component: cytoplasm. The record is from RefSeq and is a predicted model, not a curated record. Lineage: Eukaryota; Fungi; Ascomycota; Pezizomycetes; Pezizales; Morchellaceae. Gene Ontology annotation, molecular function: electron-transferring-flavoprotein dehydrogenase activity; flavin adenine dinucleotide binding. The transcript is spliced from 4 exons.
AUGAAACAAGUGCCUGUACCACAAAAGACACCACUAAUAACACUCCUCGACGAGAGAGAUGGAAUUUUCCAUACAAUGGGUGCCCCCCUGGCGCACACUUCCAAAGCCUUUGCCCCAACGGCAUGGCAGACAUUCAGCUCCGUUGGUCCCCUAAACCGUCCCAACGUUCGUAUCUUGAAUGGCCGCGCCACUGGCAUUGACCUGGCUGCGAAAAUGGCCACUUAUAGCACCGGUAAAACUGAGGAAUGUGUGGAAUAUGACUACCUGGUUGUCUCCACAGGCUCUAAAAGAUCAUGGCCUAUUGUACCAAAGGCGCUUGAUAAGGUCUCGUACUUGAAGGAUGCAGAAACUCAUAUAAACAGUCUCGAGAAUGCUUCGAGUGUAGUCGUCAUUGGAGGUGGAGCGGUUGGCAUCGAGGUCGCCUCCGAAUUGAAGAUUCUCUUCCCGUCAAAAACGAUCACACUCGUCCACUCCCGCGAGCAGCUCCUUUCCUCCGAGCCACUACCUGAUGAGUUCAAGCAAAAGGCAUUAUCCCUCCUGCAAGACUCCGGGGUAGAAGUAGUUCUCAAUGCUCGUGUUCUCAGCGACGAAGAGACAGGAGAUGGAUUUAAAGUCGUCCUGUCUACAGGCACAGAACUCACCGCCGAUAAAGUGAUUUAUGCAAUUUCAAAACAGGGACCCCAAACUAACUUCCUACCCAAUGAGGUACUGACUGAGGAUGGGUACGUUAAAGUCAAUGCAACCAUGUCUUUUUCAGCCCCCAUCCCGAACGCGCGCUCGCACUUUGCCGUAGGCGAUAUCGCGUUCUGGCCGGGUAUCAAGCGAGUAGGGUCUGCAAUUAUCAUGGGACAGUUUGCGGCGUCGAAUAUUGUCGCUAUGAUUGCUGCUGGAGAACAGGGGAGGAGCGAGAAGGAAACCGUCAGUCAAGACAUGCCGAGGGUGGAGCCGAUGAUGGCAUUGGCGGUGGGAAAUAGGCAGGCAGUCGGGUGGCAGGGGGGAAUGGGCCUGUUUUGGGGCGAAGAACUGUGGAGAGGGCAGUUUGGUGAGGACAUGGGGUUUGCGGUUGUGUUGGGGCAUCUGGGGCUGACUGUGUCGAGUGAGGAAAAGAAGUAA